Molecule: messenger RNA, 2052 nt
Organism: Budorcas taxicolor (takin)
Lineage: Eukaryota; Metazoa; Chordata; Mammalia; Artiodactyla; Bovidae
Gene: OVCH2
Product: ovochymase 2
Exons: 17
Coding region: 1-2052 (683 amino acids)
Biological process (GO): proteolysis
Molecular function (GO): serine-type endopeptidase activity
Source: RefSeq, a predicted model, not a curated record
AUGCAUAUAAGCAAGAAGAAGCUCAUUUUACUAUUUGGAAUAGUCUUUUUGGAACAGAGUAAAUCUUCAACUCUCUCUCUCCCCAAAGUUCCCACUUGUGGGCAGAGUCCAGUGAAGUCACAGUCUUUGAAUUACCUGAACAUUUUCAGUCGCAUCGUUGGGGGAAGGCAAGUGGCAAAGGGUUCCUACCCUUGGCAGGUGUCUCUGAAACGAAGGCAGAAGCAUGUCUGUGGUGGUACCAUCAUCUCCCCACAGUGGGUGAUCACAGCUGCUCACUGCGUUGCCAACAGAAAUACUGUAUCAACUUUCAACGUUACUGCUGGUGAAUAUGACUUGAGACAUGUGGAGGCAGGAGAGCAAACCCUCGCCAUUGAAACCGUCAUCAUACACCCACACUUCUCUACCAAGAAACCAAUGGAUUAUGAUAUCGCUCUUUUGAAGAUGGCUGGAGCUUUCCAUUUUGAUCAGUUUGUGGGGCCCAUGUGUCUUCCAGAGCCAGGGGAACAAUUUAAGCCUGGAUUUAUUUGUACAACAGCAGGCUGGGGCCGCUUGAAUGAAAAUGGCAUCUCUCCACAAGUCUUGCAGGAAGUGAACCUGCCCAUUUUGACCCAGGAUGAGUGUAUUACAGCUCUGUUGACCCUAGAGAAACCCAUCAGUGGGCGGACCUUUCUCUGCACAGGCUUCCCAGAUGGUGGAAGUGAUGCAUGUCAGGGAGACUCAGGAGGUUCCCUCAUGUGCCGGAAUAAGAAAGGGACUUGGACUAUGGCUGGUGUGACUUCCUGGGGUUUGGGCUGUGGUCGAGGCUGGAAAGACAAUCUGCAGAAAAAUGAUCAAGGAUCCCCUGGGAUCUUCACAGAUCUUACUAAAGUGCUUUCAUGGAUCCACAAACACAUCCGAAUUGGUAAUCAAAGAAAGAGCUCCAGAGCCACGUGCAGUGAGCAGGAUCGCGUGGUCAGAGCAUCGGAGGGGGAGCUGCACUUCCCAGAAAGCCCCUUCCUAUAUUAUGAGAGCAAGCAACACUGUGCCUGGACCCUGUUGGUACCAGACGGAAUGCAUGUGCUCCUCAGUUUUUCCCACUUUGAUGCAGAGUCUUGUGACCAUAAUUACCUGUCGAUAUAUUCUUUAGAAGACACACUUAUUGCGAAAUUCUGUGGAGAGAGACUGGCUUCAUCAGUUCUUGUUGGCUCCAGCACUAUAAGGCUGAGCUUCAUCUCUGAUAACACAGAUUAUGCCGUUGGGUUCAAUCUCACCUAUAAAGCUGUUAAACCAAACUACCUUCCUGAUUCUGGCUGCGACUUCUUAACGAUCCUGUUUGAAGAAGGCCUCAUACAGAGUCCUCACUAUCCUGAAGACUACACCGACAUGGCCAUCUGCAAUUGGGUCUUUCAAGCCCCCAAACAUUACCUAGUUAAGCUUUCAUUUCAGGACCUAAAAAUAGAAGAAAAUGGAGACUGCACUUCCGACUAUGUGAGCGUGUACAGGGAUGUAGAAAGGAAGAAAGAAAUAGCUCGGCUGUGUGGCUUUCUUGUCCCCACCCCUGUGGUGAGCAUCACCAGGGUAAUGUCCAUCAGCUUCCAGUCCAAUGACAACGCGACCUUCAGAGGUUUCCAGGCUACAGUUUCCUUCAUUCAUGAAACAGGUAAGAGGACUGAGGUACCAACUCCGAGUCUCAUCCUCCUGAUGUGGUGGGCUUUGCAGCGCCACUCUCUCUCCCCCUUUCCAGGUCCCUUCCCAGCCAGACUGUGGGAGGCAGGAGGCCAUGGUCAGUUCUUGGCCAUAGCAGGUCAGUGUGCAGAUUGCCACCAAGCGUUGCUGGGAAGACCAGCACCCUUGCUCGCCGCUUCACCAAUACUUACCUGGGUGGUGAAAGCAAGCAUCCGUGACUUGGCCAACGGCUCCCCUCAGAAAAGGUCCGUCACCUACCUCGCAAGCUACCCUGCCUCCUGCAGCACCCCUGCGGACUACAACUUGGCACCACCGCAGCCGGUAGCCUUGCUUCACUUGCAUCACCACCUUCUUCCAGCCCGAGUGCCUGUGAGAGGCGAUGGGUAG